Molecule: messenger RNA, 1336 nt
Organism: Xiphophorus maculatus (southern platyfish)
Lineage: Eukaryota; Metazoa; Chordata; Actinopteri; Cyprinodontiformes; Poeciliidae
Gene: kng1
Product: kininogen 1
Exons: 9
Coding region: 16-1176 (386 amino acids)
Biological process (GO): negative regulation of endopeptidase activity; positive regulation of cytosolic calcium ion concentration; negative regulation of blood coagulation
Cellular component (GO): blood microparticle; extracellular region
Molecular function (GO): cysteine-type endopeptidase inhibitor activity
Source: RefSeq, a predicted model, not a curated record
UCAAUUCCGGCGGUGAUGGAAGUGAUCCAGGAAUUUGGGAGAGUCUCGGGCUACAAACUGAGUAAAAAGGCGAAGCAGUCACCAACGUGCAUGAUGAGCAGCGCAGUGGGGCUGUUUGUCGCCGCUCUGCUGUGUUUCUGCAGCUCUGCGUUCGGGCAGGCGGGCGUGGACGGCCAGCGAGGCGUUCUGGUUUUCUGCGAUGACCCGUCAGUGCAGAAGGCCGUCACCAGCGCCUUGCAUGAGUUCAACAGCAAGCUGACCGUUGGACAGAAGCUGGCUCUGUUUGAGAUCAGAGUGGCCAAGAAGACAGAGGACGGAUCCGACUCCAUGUACUACCUGGAGUUCACCAGCAGGAGGAGUGACUGUCCAGCAGGGGGCAGCAAAAACUGGACAGACUGCGACUAUCUUCCCACCGGAUCUCUGGCAGCGAUUUCAUGCAACUCUACAGUCCACAUGAAUGAGAAAGAGACCGUCACUAAAGAGGUGUAUUGUAAUGUUGACGGCUACAUUUCCUCAGAGAAAGCGACGUGUUUGGGCUGCCCUGUGGAGAUUGAAGGAAACUCAGAGGACCUUAAAGUUCCUCUGUUAGCAUCAGUGUCCAAGUUUAACUCAAUUUCCAACUCAACUCACCUGUUCACCCUGAACAGAGUCAGCCAUGCCACUAGACAGGUUGUUGCAGGUUUCAGGUACAAGCUGAGAUUCGACAUGAAGAAAACGACGUGUGCAAAGGCUGAGCACAAAGAUCUCAACGACCUGUGUGUCCCAGAUGAGGACAAUAUGGAGUUUGCUAACUGUAACGCUACCGUGGAUAUGGCACCGUGGAGACUGGAGCAGCCGGGUGUCCUCCUGGCGCAGUGCGAAAACAGAGCCCUACCUUUGCCUCGGCGCCGUCCUCCCGGCUGGUCUCCUCUCAGGAACCGGGAUCCACCUCCGCCCGCCUCUUCACCGUCGCGGUCUCCUCCAUCGAUACAAUCCCCCUCCAAGGCUCCAGCCAAAGACGAAUCAUCCGAGGAGGACACGACGGCCUCCAAACCGUCAGCCUCCCCCAACGCCAACAACCACCCCUUCCACUGCCCCUCCAACCCCUGGAAACAAUUCAAGCCGGUCCAACCCGUAGCGCCCUCCCAGAAGCCGCCAUUGGCGGGAGAAUUUAGCGAUACUGACCUGCUUUCUUAAGAUUCCAUCUCAAGAAGCCGCAUUUAUUGUAUGUUCAGGUUUAAAAAAAGUGUCCUCAAUGAAUUAUGUUUAACUGUUUUUUUUCUUGUACACAAGGCUCUAUUGAUGAUUUAAAUCUUUCCAGAACCACCUUCGGGGCUAAAGGCUGUUAGCAGACAUA